AUGCCAGAACAAUUGUGUUCAACCUGCGACGAGCCGCUUCUCAUUGAGGUUGAAGCGGACAGCGAUGUCGAGAACUCAAAGGCUGCUGCGAAGGUGCACACCAUACCGGACGACCUUGAAUUAAGCUGUGGAUGCCAUUAUCAUUGGGAGUGUUUCCUCGACGCCUACAACAUUACUCAAUGCCCUAACUGCGACAAGAACAUCUCCUCACUCUCCGCCACCGGUGAUCAGCAGGUCCUUGUCACCCUGAGAAAUGAAGGAGGUGUGCAGACUGGCUACGAUAUCCUUCCCACGGCCACUGAGGAAGCAUACCUGCGGGCAUACCCAGAAGAACGCAAAGGUCAUGCUUACCUCCAAUUUUGCAGAGAAGGCGACAUCGACGCCAUCAUUCACAUGAUCAAGGAUGUGGACGAACAAGAAAAUGACGAAGAGGACGAGUACUCCGAUGUACUGGAAUACUCUGGGACAUUCGAAGGAAUCCACGGGUCGGGCCUUCAUGUCGCAAUUAGGCAUCAACAGCAGGAAGUGGCCUGGCUCCUCCUCGCCCUCGGCUCACAGUUGGAAUGGUCCAAAUUUCCUGACGCCGUCAUCCAAGCAAUGCAAGAAUUGGGUCUGCAGAAAGAAGACAGAAAUUCUCAAUCAGAUAUCCGAAGUCUCAAAGAUAGCUCAGACAGAACACCCGCGGAUGUGGCCAAAGAGGUUGGGGGACUAUGGGUUGAAUGGUUGAAUGAGGGGCGGCUCAAUCCAAAUUCAUAA
Exophiala aquamarina CBS 119918 is the source of this 756-nucleotide messenger RNA. RefSeq lists its product as uncharacterized. The transcript has 2 exons. Lineage: Eukaryota; Fungi; Ascomycota; Eurotiomycetes; Chaetothyriales; Herpotrichiellaceae. The coding region runs from base 1 to 756 and encodes 251 amino acids. The record is from RefSeq and is a predicted model, not a curated record.